Suillus clintonianus is the source of this 891-nucleotide messenger RNA. RefSeq lists its product as uncharacterized. Bases 44 to 739 code for a protein of 231 amino acids. The record is from RefSeq and is a predicted model, not a curated record. The transcript has a single exon. NCBI's taxonomy places the organism in Eukaryota, Fungi, Basidiomycota, Agaricomycetes, Boletales, Suillaceae.
AGUCAAGCUUUCUAGAGAAAAUGUCACCUACGAGGACACCCAGAUGAUGGUAGACUCAGACCGAGAUACGGAUCCCGAAGGAAGCACUUUCACUGAUUCCCUAGGUGACUUUGCUCCAGACGAGUCUUUCUCGAUGCACGUGGAUGACGUCGUACUGCCCCCCAAGCGCGCGAUGGGGAGGGCAUCCAGCAUCGCUGCUGUCCCCUCUACCAGUCGCCCUACGGCUUCUUCCUCAAACUCCGGGUUUGCGCCUUCCUCCAAAGCUCUCGCAACUACAUCCACAUCCUCAUCUACAGCAUUUUCAGAGAAGAUACCCCAGUCAAGAGAUGUGCGCCCUCCUGUGGCACCCCCAACAACUCAACGAGGUCCCCCACCGCUGGGGAUGCGCCGGCAACACAACCUCCCCAAUUCCGGGUUUCCUUUGUCUCAAUCGCGCUACACCACCACACAAUCGCCGUAUGCUGCAUCGCAAGCAAAGGGACAAAAACCAGUGACACUUCCGCCCUUCAAGCCUCCGCUGCUCAAGAAACCCAACCCGAAAUACGUUCUUGCACCAAAGCAGGUAGUCCAGACUCCCGAGAGCCCGCCAACUUCGACGCCCGAGCUGGAUAAGGACGAUAGUAACGAUGAUGGUGAUGUGGAAGAUACAGGCGGUGCGGCGGGUGCGGAUUCGUCGUUUGAUGUGUCUUUUGAUGUGGAUGCAGAUGCCCUGGAGGCGACCAUGCGGCAGUAUGAUUAGUGCGUGGACGAUGCGUUUUCAGGCUGGGGAAGAUACGAGAUGGGUGCAUGCUAGGUGACUACUAUGUUUCCGAUCCGUCAUUGAUAAUCCAUCUACGUAUAUUUACAUGUACAUUCGCCAGCAUAUAAUACUCACUGCCUCACAAUAUUAAU